This is a messenger RNA of Gymnodraco acuticeps, 3630 nucleotides long. RefSeq names its product syntaxin 3A (gene stx3b). Bases 353 to 1222 code for a protein of 289 amino acids. The transcript has 11 exons. Gene Ontology annotation, molecular function: SNAP receptor activity; SNARE binding. Gene Ontology annotation, cellular component: presynaptic active zone membrane; plasma membrane; endomembrane system. The record is from RefSeq and is a predicted model, not a curated record. Lineage: Eukaryota; Metazoa; Chordata; Actinopteri; Perciformes; Bathydraconidae. Gene Ontology annotation, biological process: intracellular protein transport; synaptic vesicle fusion to presynaptic active zone membrane; exocytic insertion of neurotransmitter receptor to postsynaptic membrane.
UUCAGAAUGAUUAGUUGCCAGCGGAGAGGCAGAUUAUACGGCUCUACACAACUGUUGUUUUAAUCCCCUGGGCGAGGAGAUUUAGCUGAGGAAAAAAACACUGGUUUUAAACCCAGCAGCCAUAUUGUAUGGAAAAACGACGGAAAGACUCUGAAAAAGUCAUUUUUCCCAGACUCCUCUGUCAAGACUUCUUGGGAGUUUUAAGUGUUUUUCUUACUGGCGGUGGGUUUCUGUCGGACAGCUAGUUUGCCAGCUGGUUGAAGAAUUCAGAGACUGGGACUAGUUUUUGAGCCAUUUGACACAUUACUGUGGUCCUCUCUGGUCUAAAGGUGUUAAAUAUACCGUCUAAAACAUGAAGGACCGAUUGGAGCAACUCAAAGCGACGUGUGAUCAAGAUGACGACGAGGUGGAGAUCUCUAUGGACAAUGCAGCCUUCAUGGAUGAGUUCUUCUGUCAGAUUGAAGACAUCAGGAGUAGUAUCGACAAAAUUGACGAGAACGUGGCUGAAGUCAAAAAGCUUUACUCUGUCAUCCUGUCUGCUCCCACAUCAGAUCAGAAAACGCAGGAUGACUUGGAGGCAAUCACCAAUGACAUAAAGAAGAUGGCCAACAAUGCAAGAAACAAACUUAAGACCAUCGAGAGGAAUCUGGAGUCAGAGGAGCAGGAGAGGGUGUCGGCUGACAUUCGGAUACGUAAAUCACAGCAUGCAGUGCUGUCCAGGAAGUUUGUGGAGGUAAUGACAAAGUAUAAUGAAGCCCAGGUGGACUUCAGGGAGAAGAGUAAAGGACGUAUUCAGAGACAACUAGAGAUCACUGGAAAAGCAACAACCGAUGACGAACUGGAGGAGAUGUUGGAGAGCGGCAAUGCUGCUGUGUUUACUGCAGGGAUUGUGGAUGCCGGGGUCUCUAAACAAGCUCUGAGUGAGAUUGAAGCCAGACACAAAGACAUUGUCCGUCUGGAAAGUAGCAUCAAGGAGCUGCACGAUAUGUUUGUAGACAUCGCCAUGCUGGUGGAGAGCCAGGGUGACAGUAUUGACAACAUAGAGAAGAAUGUAUCCAAGUCAGAGGACCAUAUAACAGAGGCUAGGGAACAGACCAAGAAGGCUAUAAGGCAUCAGGGCAAAGCACGCAAGAAAAUGGUGAUUAUAGUGGUGGUUGUGGUGGUCUUGCUGGCCCUACUAGCUCUCAUAAUCGGGUUAUCAGUUGGAUUGAAGCCAAGCUGAUGAGCUGUUUGAGUAAGAGGAGAGCUGAGGAAGAUGAUCAUAAUUGGUGUUGUCUGUGCUGUGGUCCUUGUCAUCCUCCUCAUCAUCAUCCUCACACAGACGGUGUAAAAGGACUGCUGCCAUCAUCUGUUCAUUCGUCCUCCAUCAACUGGCCCAACAAAGAGAAAGCUAAUGCUGAUCACUCUAUAAUGGAUAAGAUAAUAUUUAUAAAAACAGAAGGACAAGUGUUAUAUUUGACCUCUGGAAAAAAGAAGAUCUAUGAGACUUGUUAUAAUUACGCAGACUUUUUAGCCAAUCAGAACUGCCCUUCCUGUCAGUGAGGGUCUGUUUGACCCCACUCUGCGUUGGCAGUUUAAGGAUGCUCUGCUGCAAAUGAGGAAAUAAGACUGACGCUGACAUGAGGUGCAAUAGCUGUUGUACCUCUAUGGAGGAGAGAAAGGAGAAUUGAAAAUUAACUGAUCACUUUAGCGUCACUAAACAUUUCAUUGUCCAACAUUUGAUCAAAAGAAUCAGCCCGGACGUGUUCAUCUGAAAUUGAUUUUAAACGUCCAGUAGGUUGGACCCAUGUGAAGCCCUGUAGAAGCACAUCACCUCCCUUAUCAUUAUUUCUUGCCUUUUUAUGAGCCUUGACACAUUUUGUGAUUUAAAAGCUAGCUACUGUAUGUUCACUGUAUUGGGUUUGGGGGGAGUUCCAGCACUUUCACAUUUCAAAAUAUGUUUAUUUUUCUGUAAUGAAGCUCGGAUGAUCAUGUGUAAUAUUAUUAUUAUUUGUGUUGUUUAUAUGUAGCCCUUUCUUUGGCUAGUUUCUUUAACUUGAAGAGGAUCGGUGUGCUCACUUGUGAUUCUUCAGUUUGUAGAGCCCAGUGGUUCUGGUGUUUUUAAAUGAAGGAUGAUGCUUGUGCAAACAAAUGUAAUGCUUAGGUGAAGCUAAGAUGAGCAAAUAAAAGUCAGGUUAGGUAGAUAAACACGCAUCCAGUGCUUUGAGACUUAUCCAAACCCUGCUACGUCUUGGACAAAUGCCUGAAUAUUCGUUUAUUUUUGUUAACCUGCUACCAUGUUGACCAUCUUGACCUCCUACAUAGAGAGCUGAUUCUCUCCUGUUGAAGAGCUGUAAAAACGUUUAUGUUUUAAUGCCAAUGAGACUUAUAGUGACCCUAGAUAUUUCCAUUUCAGUGCAGAAUAGUCUUAUAAGUAAGUCAUAGUAAUAUAUUUGUUAUACUAUUUAAUGGUCAGUGAGGCCUCCCUGACUGGUCGCACUUCACCAGUGGGAUUAGCAUUUCCUGGCAUAUUCUAGGUGUCCAUAUAUUUCUACUGUAAAACCACACGUCAGUUGCCAACAUUUCAAACUAUUGCAUUCCAAUACAACAGCCCUGUGAUCAAUCCUAUUCUCAUGAACUUUUAAACAAGUCUGACUUCAUUGAUACAAAGAGACUAAACUACAUUUCUGAGGAACUGAACCCAACCUUGAAAGAGACCAUUAGGUUGAAUCCACAUAUAUCUGCAACAGUUCAAACCAAACCUAUACAUAACUAGAAGGGCAUUUGGAGAACACAGACCUCUGCCAAGGCCAAAUGUCCUACAUCGCAAUGUUAACAAAAAAAAUAAAAUUAUUUGUAUGUCUGAUUUUAUAAUUUUAUAUUUAUUUUUUUACCAAUGUCCAAGCCUUUCAUUACGUUUCCUGAACAUCCAGCCAGCACUUUUUCCAUUGUCUUACUGACAAACAGACAAACAAGCUUGGUGAAAUGAUGAAAAUCAGUACUUAUAUAUAUCUAAACCAAAUGAAGUUGAGAUUUAUUACAGGGCUGUCGAAUGCAUUACUUUUAGCUGAGUGUACCUUAACAACAUAUUUUAUUUCUGGUUUGUCACAAUCAUUUCAUUAGGUGUUUUUAUCUCGGUAGAGUCUAACAGAGAGUUUAUUGAACCACCGUGCGCAUGUAAUCACCCAGAGCUUUAAUAUGGCAGUUAAAGCAGGUGAUUCAGGCUGUGCACACAGACUAUCAGAGACAGUUUCCACUCACUAAAGAGGAUGUUAUCAACAGGUAUUGACCACAUGCAGGGGUAAAUGUCCAACGCAUUAUGAGGGCUGGCAUUCAUGAGGGAAGCCUUUUUUUCUGUUGCCUCAAUGGUUCCUUUUAAUUCUGGUUGUGCAGGGAGGUAGCUCUUGAGAGUGAGAGGCCUCCCCAGCUUGGUCUUUUGACCGAGCAGUCUGCUCUUUUGGCUUCUGCCCUCGACUGUUAAAUCCUACUGCUCCGACUGCUCGAGCCUUUUUAUUCCCACACCACUUUACCCACCAGCAUGAGCUGCAAUAAGAGCAGGAGGAGGAGAAAACUAAAGCCGUUGUUCACUGUGUUAAAUUAAAGUGCCACAGAUUUUAUUCAAAAUUAAAGAUUUUAUGUUUUUUAAUGGUU